AUCUCUGAGCCCAACUGAUUUUCAUGAUUGCAGUUUUCUACUUCUGGAAGUAAAAGGAAUGUGAUGUGUGUAUGAAUUUGGCUGUAUUUGUUCGGUUUCUAUAUCAAUAUGUUAUGUUGCACCUUUAUUCUGGGCGGCCCUAAUGAAGUAAUUGAUCUUUACUUUUCAAUCUUUCUUGUUAAACAGGUCUUAUCUUCCUCUCCUUUUCUUCCAAAUGUACAUCUUGUCCAGUUUUAUCUGUGGGGAAUCUUGGUCUGAGUGCAUGUUGCUGUGUUAUACUAAUUUGAUUUUAGUUGAUUAGGCUUUAUGACCCACUGAUGCAUCAAUUUAUUAUCCUAACGUAUGGAAAAUUGAAUUUCUGAUUAUUUUUGGUCUGUGAGGGCAAAUCUGGGCAGGAAGGCAUGUGCCUAGUUAAUGUAAAGCAUGGCCUGGGUUGGUAGAGCAUUUAAAUGUAUCAUAAAUGAGAGUAUUUCCUCGACACUUUAUUGAAUUUGACUCAUAUAAUGAUUCUCAAUGAAUUGAGGAACCUAAACAUUUAUAUUGAACUGAAUAAAUUGCUUUAAUAGUGUCAGAUUUGCUCUUGUCUUGGGCAGCUCUUGAUCAUUGUGUCCAGCAUUUUUCCCAGUAGAAUUGAUGACUAGUGAGGUUGGUGGUGCUAACAUGGAGAUGAAACAAGGUCUGGAUCGAGUUUGACCCGCGCAUACAAGAGUGCAACCUACGUAAAAUUCUUCGAAAUCAAGCUAAUUUCUGUAUUGCUCUGUUUCGAAAAAAACGUGCAAUGUCAUUCGAAAUCCUUACCAUUUGUGGCCUAAUCUUUCAUAUCUACAGUCUCAAAUCUCAAUAUAUUAGCCAUAAAUAAUUCUAUAAUUCCUCAUUUACUCACUAUUGCGUAUAUCUUCCACAUCAAUGUUCUCCAUGUAUUAUUCUCUCUUCACACUCGCUGUGAAUAUAUAUUUAUGAUCAAGAAAUCAAACAAGCCAAAAAUGCCGGCUGUUUGGAUUGGUCUACGGAGGUCGAUGAAAUGCCGAUCACACGAAGCCGAUGUCCACGAUCCGGAUGCAGGGAGCAAGAAUCCGAGCACGAAGAAGCCGAGUAGCGUUGGCAGUGGGCGGUGUGGUUGUUCGAGAUCGAUUGCGAAUCUGAAAGAUGUGAUCAACGGGAGCAAGAGGCAUACGGAGGAGAAGCAGCCACGGAUCAGCAGCCCGAGAUCCAUCGGAAGCAGUGAGCUUCACAACCCGAUAACGCAUCAUGUUGUGCUUGAUAGCGCUACUUGCGAACUGAAAAUACGCGGUGGCUCUGAUUUUGUUGGGUUUCAUGUGGGGCAUAGGCCGGUCGUCUUGGGCAGUCCGGUCAGGAGGUCGUCGAGGAAGGGGGGCAUUGCUUCGAUGAGGCCGAGAUCUUCGUUCGGAGGCCCCUUCUGCCCUAAAUGUGGCGACCAGUUUGUUAGAUGGGAAGCUGUUGAGGCGCAUCAUCUCUCUAAACACGCAGUUAGUGAACUCGGUGAGGGAGACUCUUCCCGAAGAAUCGUGGAGAUAAUAUGUCGAGCGAGGCUCGACAAAAUCGAGAGGAUUCUGAAGGUGCACAACAUGCAACGAACCUUAGCCCAAUUUGAGGAGUACCGAGAGCUAGUGAAAAUCAGAGCAAACAAGCUAACUAAAAAGCAUCCACGUUGCCUGGCCGAUGGGAACGAGCUGCUGAGAUUCCACGGUGCAACAGUUGAAUGCCCUCUCGGCCUCAAGGGGUCGUCCGGUCUAUGCACUUCAGAGAAAUGCAGGGUGUGCCAGAUCCUAAGAGACGGGUUCGUGGCAAAGAAAGAGGGAGUGUUCACUGCUUCGACGAGUGGGAGAGCCAUUGAGAUGGUGGAGGGGGAUUCGUCGUUGAGGAAGGCCCUCAUAGUUUGUAGAGUGGUAGCCGGAAGGGUGCAUAGGCCGGUCGAGAGUAUGGAGGAAAUGGCUGUUGAAUCCGGUUUCGAUUCGGUUGCUGGGAAAGUUGGUGCUCACUCCAACAUUGAAGAGCUCUAUUUGCUCAGCCCCAGAGCUCUGCUUCCUUGCUUUGUGGUCUUAUAUAAGUGUUGAACAUAGGUUUGAUUAGUCUUACACUUAAUAGUUUUUAUAUCAUUAAUUCUGCUGCUUCGUAUACUCCAUUCUUUGGAAAAAAAGUGUAUAAUGUCACUUUUCCUUAUGAGCCUGUCUCUUAA
Messenger RNA from Salvia hispanica, 2197 nucleotides. RefSeq lists its product as uncharacterized. Lineage: Eukaryota; Viridiplantae; Streptophyta; Magnoliopsida; Lamiales; Lamiaceae. The record is from RefSeq and is a predicted model, not a curated record.